UGUGUUUGGGAUUACUAUCCAGAAGUUGAGGAGCGAGGAGGGGGGAGAAAAGAAAAAAAAAGCAGGAGGCAAGUGGAGGGAGUUGUUAUUGCAACAUGAUCCAAGGGGUCGUGCACUAAAUAUACCACCGGGUAAGAGAGAGGCAACCUUUUCUUUUCCACAUUUAGGACAAUACCACAGGUAGGAGCUCUGACAUAUAUAUAUUUUUUUUGUAUUCAGAGAUGUGACUAAAUUGCAGUUAGGGUCAAAGGUCAUAAAAAAAAACCAACAAAAAAAACCAACCAUGCAAAAAGCAGAGAAAGGGGCUCCCCCGAGUCCCGUCGUCCCUCCGAAACGUUCCAAAGCGAGCCCGGAGCGAGUCGAGCCGUCGGGGCCCGCUCGCCCCAGCCCGACUCCGCCGGUGUUCACGCGCAAAAUGCGGAACGCCGCCGUCGGGACGGGCUGCGAUAUCCGGCUCAAGGUGACCGUGGCCGGGGACCCCCAGCCUUCCCUCUACUGGUACCACAAUGAUGGCCUGCUCAACAUGGAGAACCAGGAGUACGGAGGCCUCUGGAUUAGGGACUGCAAACCCAGUGACGCCGGCCUCUACACCUGCAUCGCCAAUAACCACCUGGGAGAGGCUCGGAGCAGCGCUGUACUCGCUGUCCUGGACCUUGGUGAAGAAUCUGACACAACAGAGGAUGAAGGAGGAGAGCAGUUUGAGACCAAAGACAAUAGUGUGGAUUGUGAGGACCAUGCUGCGCAUACAGCAGUAAUGGACAAGUAUGCAGAUGAUGAAACCAAAACAAGGAGCCAGUCAAAUGAUUCUACUAGAGAUUCUCCACCACAAGUUCUCCCACCCCCGUCCCCAAGACUCGUCAAACGCCACUCCACCUCUCCAAUGCCCAGUCGCUCAAUUACACCCCUCAGCUUGCGGAAGAAAACUGUUGUACCAGCAGAAUACCAAGACACAGUACCCGCAGAGUUUGAAGAAAAGGUUAAAAUGCCAAAAUCCUUGUCCCAAAGUAACACUAAUUCCUCCAGACCACAAACUCCACAGAACGAGCAGCCCCGGAAAGAGAUUACUCCCAGACCAUCCCCCAAGCUUACCAGGGCAAGCUCCAAAGUUUUUGAAAAGGUCCGUGACUUAGAAGAGAGACGGCGAAGCCUAGAUUUUCCGGAAGGUUCCGUCUCGGGUAGAUCUUGGGCAGGGUUCAAUCUGGCAGGUUCAGUCGACUCAGAUGACGGAGGUAGCCGAUUGGGUAUUUCUAGAGAAAGUUCCAGGGAAGAUCUAAGAGAGGCUCUCAAAGAAGACGCAGCUGAACGUAGAUCUAUGUUUAAACAGAGAGCCGCUUCGCUUGAGGACAAACCUCGCUAUUCUCAAAAAGUUCAGGACAUUGAGAACAAGUUCACAGAGGAGCUACAGCGUAUCAAGAAACUUGUUGGUAAACCUCAUUUGAAGAAAUCAUUUUCAACUGAACAGCUCAGUAUGAAGGCCAGACAACGGCAGCCUUUUAGGAAAAUAGAGCCCAUUCCCCCACAAGUCCUUCAAAGGCUUCAAGAAAGGGAACGAUCUCAGUGGGUCAAAGAGAAAAAAGAAAAUGGACUACACCCGCAAUUAGUGCAGCAAGGGCAGCAAAUCCAUAAGAGUGAAAGUAGUGGUAUCGCAAACAUCCAUCCAGAGUCCAUGCAGUUAUCUGACUUACCAGGACAACGAUCCGUUCGGGAAUUUAGCAGAGUCAGUCCAGUGACUGAAAUAAUUCAGAGAUCAUCAUCGCCGGCAUUAUUCAACCAACAAAUGGAAGACUCACCAGGUAAACAUAACCCUGAAAUGACCAUACGCAAACUAGAGAAAAGGCCCCCAAGUCCUCUUGUACAGAGGAUUUCCCGAACACAAGAAUCCCCACAAGCCCUGGAAUCUCCUGUGCAAACUCAACUGAACGAGACUUCAGGGAGAAAAACGCCAAUAGAAGUUACUCUGAGAAAAAUUGAAAACCGACCUGAGAGUCCACGAGUACGAAAAAGGGUUGUCUCUGUACAAGAACCAUGUCCUCAAGCGUCACCCAAACCCCCAAGGAUGACACCAGCAAACCCAACGGAGGCGCAGCUUCCGAAACAACCCCCCAAUAUUAGAAUUCCCACAAUCAUUGUUGAAGAUGAACAAGUAAGGAAAGAUAUUCCUGUGGGACACCCGCAGAAGACCAAAGUAAAGCACCGUCGCCCACGACCGAUGUCUCCUGAGUUGGAUUCUUCAGAUGAUUCCUAUGUAUCUGCAGAGGAGGACCCAAUGGAAGCGCCCCUGUUUGAGUUUCCCCUUCAAGAUACAGUAGCAACGUCUGGCUCAGAUGUACUGCUAAGAUGUAUCGUCACAGGCUACCCUAUUCCUGAAGUUACCUGGACAAAAGACAACGUUGACAUCAGCGGUAUUCCCAAUUAUGCAGUCAAAGUGGAAGGGGAUCGACAUAGUCUACUCAUAAAAUCAGCCAACGUAGAUGAUGGUGGAAAAUACAGCGUUAGCGCUGUGAACCAAGAGGGCAAAGUCACCAGCACUGCAAACCUCACGAUUAAAGCAGAACCCAUUGAGAAGUCAAUGGGGGUCCUGGGUGUUCCAAUUGACAUCAGCAGCCCCAUCACAUCGGAUGACGAGUACCUCAGUCCCCUGGAGGAAGCCUCGGAUAUCAGUUCACGGGAGCCAAAGAGAAUACUUGACACAGCAUUUAAGAAAGCCCCGGCAUUUCUGGCGACAAUAAAUGAUCAGGUGGUUGUUGAAGGACAGGAGAGUACCAUGUCGGUACAGAUAAGUGGACAACCAAAACCUUUACUUUACUGGCUGAGAGGCAGAGUUACAGUAAAAACUGGCCCGCGCCAUAUCGUCCGAGAGACAGACAGUGGCACUUUCGAAAUGACCAUAAAGUCGGCGGUGAGGUCGGACACGGGGAUUUACACCUGUAAGAUCAUUAAUGAGUACGGGACGAAGCAGUGUGAAGGGAAGCUGGAAGUAAAAGCAGCACCAGUCGAACCAGGCUUGGCCGUCAUCCGCCCUGUCAGGGACAUCACAGCGAACGCGGGAGACACGGUGCUGUUUGAGUGUCACGUCAUCGGACCCAAAGACACCGACGUGGACUGGCUGGCAGACGGGAAACUGAUCCAACCCGCGUUGCUGAAUUGCAAGAUGCAUUUUGAUGGAAAAAAAUGUCGCCUGCUGCUUAAUUCGGUACACGAGGAUGAUACUGGGACAUAUAUGUGCAAGCUCAGCACAGCUAAAGAGGAAGUGACUUCAUGUGGAAAACUCAAAGUGAUUCCUUCGGCUGAACCUCUGUUUACACGCAAACUGGAUGUUCUGGAAGUCAUUGAGGGGCGUAACGCUCGAUUUGACUGCAAAGUCAGUGGGACGCCGCGGCCAAAGGUUAUCUGGACUCACUUUGCAGACCAUCCACUCACUGAGAGUGAGGAUAUUCGUAUUCUUCAGGAGAAUGGCCGUCACUCCCUCAUCAUUUCUCAUGUGACCAAUGACGAUGAAGGCUUCUACACAGUAACAGCCACUAACUGUCAUGGCGAAUCAGAAUGUUCUGCUGAACUCUACAUACAAGAGCCACGGCCGGCCAUCUCCUCACAGAUGGCUAAACUAGAGAAGAUGCCGUCCAUACCAGAGGAGCCUGAGGUCCCUGAGAAUGAAGUUGAGAGAUUCACCAUGCCUGACUUCAUUAAACCUCUUUAUGAUCUGGAUGUCAUUGAGGGGAAGGAGGCGGUGCUGAAAUGUAAAGUUGCUGGCUUACCCUACCCAACCAUUGCUUGGUUCCACAAUGGCAGAAGAAUUGAAAGCACAGAGGACAGAAAGAUGACGCAAUUUCGUGAUGUCCACAGCCUGGUCUUACGCUCAGUGGGUCAUGCACACGGUGGCGUGUACAAGAGCGUCAUAUCUAACAAAAUAGGCAAGGCCACCUGCUACGCUCACCUUUAUGUCACAGAUAUCCUUCCUGACCCUCCUGAUGGGACUCCAGUGAUCGAAUCAAUCACAGGCAAAGUUGUCAUCCUCAGCUGGAAGAAGCCAAGGAGACUAGACCCUUCCAUUGAGCCAAAAUCCUUGAUGUAUGCCAUCCAGCAACAAGCCCUUGGCUCCAUCCAAUGGACCAUUAUUGCUUCGGGCCUGAAGGAGACCACCUAUACCAUCAGCACAUUAUCCAAAGGUGUGCGCUAUUCUUUCAGGAUCUUGACCAUCACCUCCAAGGCCUUCAGCAAGCCCUCGGCUGCUACAGACCCAGUUCUACUGUUGGACAGAGGCCCGUAUCUUCAAGAGGCUCCGGUUAUCAUUGAUAAACCAGAAAUUGUAUUUGUGAUGGAAAACCAGUCAGUAACCAUCUCCGUCACUAUAAAUCACGUCAAUGCCGCCGCCAUCUGGAAAAGGAAUGGAGUGGUUUUGGACAACAAGGCAGGUGUAUACGAGAUGGCAAUGCCGGAUGAUGACCAGCAUACGCUGAAGCUGAUGAAAGUAAAGAGUGCUGACAUUGGAGAGAUGAUGUUUGUAGCCUCCAACAAGUAUGGGAGUGAUAGCUGCACCUUUACUGUGGAAAUGGCAGCUCCCCCGACAUUUGAAACCAUAAUGGAGGAUAUCGACGUGUGUUGUGGUGAGACCCCUCGCUUUGCUGUGGUUGUGGAGGGCAGACCAGUUCCAGACAUUCUCUGGUUCAAGAAUGACGCUCUCCUGUCCGAGGGCAGUCAUUACACGUUUGUGUACGAUGAUAACGAAUGUUCCCUGCUGGUCCUCAACGCUUGUCAAGGAGACUCUGGCGUCUACACCUGCACCGCAAGGAACUUGGCAGGUUCUGUGUCCUGCAAAGCCGAACUCACAGUUCAUGAAGCUUUAAGCAAAGAGGAGCCAAUGGAAGAUGAGGAGACAAUCUUGAGGAAACUCCGAAGACUGACUGACCAGUAUGAUAUUCACAAGGAAAUUGGAAGAGGUGCAUUUUCCUACAUAAAACGUGUGACCCAGAAGGAAGACAAAUUGGAGUACGCUGCCAAGUUCAUUUCCACAAGAGCUAAGAAGAAAACCUCUGCUCUGCGAGAGAUGAGACUUCUCUCCAAGAUGGACCAUGAACGAGUUCUCCUCUUUCAUGAUGCCUUUGAGAAAAAGAAUGCAGUCAUCAUCCUCACUGAAAUAUGCCACGAGGAGAUUCUUGACAGAUUUACACGGAAAUCUCCACUGUUGGAGUCUGAUGUGCAUUCGUGCAUUAGACAGUUGCUUGAGGGUUUGGAUUACCUUCAUCAUGUCAACAUCCUGCACCUCGAUAUUAAGCCUGAUAACAUCCUUAUGGCAGAUGCACAUAGUGAUCAGAUCCGAAUCUGUGACUUCGGCAACGCGUUGGAGAUCACUCCGGAUGAGGCUCAGUAUUGCAAAUACGGCACACCGGAAUUUGUUGCCCCGGAAAUUGUCAAUCAGACUCCUGUGUCAAAAGCAACUGACAUCUGGCCAGUUGGAGUUAUUGCAUACCUGUGUUUGACAGGAGUUUCUCCGUUUGCCGGUGAAAAUGACCGCUUCUCCGUGAUGAACAUCAGGAACUAUAAUGUGGCGUUUGAGGAGAACAUGUUUGCUCAUCUGUCAAGAGAGGCCAAAGGUUUCAUCAUUAAGCUGCUGGUUGCAGACAGACUGAGACCUGACACUCAAGAAUGUCUCAGACAUCCCUGGUUCAAGACUUUUAGCCAGGGGGCAGCUAUAAAUACAGAGGCAAUGAAGAAGUUUGUAUCUCGCAGAAAAUGGCAGCGUUCAAUAAUCAGCUACAAAUCUAAAAUGGUCAUGAGGUCCAUUCCUGAGCUACUGAAUGAUUCCUCAAGUCAUAUCUCCAUUGCCGUUCCCAGGCACCUUAAAGAAGCUUCACCUUUACCUUCAUCAUCCUCAGAUUCUGAUGAAGAUAUUGAUGAACUUCCUUUCAUUCCAAUGCCACUUAACAUGGAAUUUUCUGGAUCAAGGAUGUCACUUAAUGACAUCCAGACCAACGAGAAGGACUCAGGGAAGCAGAAUGGAUCCAAUAGAUGGUCAACUACUCCAGAGACAAUGGAACACGACAUUAGUGAAACGGACAAAGAAAGGCCUGAGUUGACGAGUAAAAGUGGCCAGCGGGAAGGAACGUUACAAGAUGAUAAUAUGGACUUGUCAGAAGAAGAAUCACCUGCUGACUUGCCUCUAAAAGCUCUUAAAAGAAAGCCUCUAAAAAGAGGUUCAAGCAUGGAGUCAGACAAACCUGAGGGUGGACGAAAAAAAGGAGAGCUAAGACGAGGAAGCUCAGCUGACAGCGCUUUGCUACUUAGGAUUACACCAGAGGAAGGAGGAACAGAGGGAAACCAAGAGGGUGGAAGAAAAGUUCUCAAGAAAGCAGUCUCCAUGGAACUACCAAAGCGGAGCACCAGUCCAGGAAUUGCAAAUAUGAGUAAAGAAGAUUAUGCCCUCAAGCUGGAGCUUAUGAGGCAACGAUUGCUUCGUGGAGGUUCUGUGGACAAAAAGAUGAGCGGUCUGCGAGGUCCUCUUUUAGAAACACUAGGAAUGGGUAAUGAAAAAUGUACAGUACCCUCAGAUCGCUAUUCCCGCACCACCCGACUGGGACCCGCUUCACUGACUAGAGCAGCAUCCAGUGAUUUGCAAAGGGAUGAUAUUUCAAAGCCUAAUGUUUUGAACAAAAGUGCUUCCUUUAGUCAAGGAGAUUCAGAACCAAUAGCUUUACACAGGAGAUCGGGAGCUCCUCUUGAGAUUCCUGUGGCACUGGUUGAAGAGCGAAGACUCAAGGAAGCUAUAUCAAUGUCAGCUCUUACUGAGCAAUUCAAGCUUGACUCCCGCCCAGUGACCCCACGAGAGCCUUCACCAAAUACGCCAACACCAUAUUUUAUUGGACAGAAGAGUCCUAUUAAAACUGAAAGUAAGGACUCAUUAUUGGAGAAAGAGACAAAACCGGAUGAAGUUAUAACUGAAAAGAUGGACGGGGUGAAUAAAGAUAUUGGUAAUGUUGAUGAGAGGUCAAGCACCAGCGGCUUCUCUGAGAAGGACAUGAGCAUAUCAGAGGAUUUAGUGAAUGAAUCAGAGUAUGUAGGCAACAUAAGUCCUUCACCAUUUGUAGUGGUCCAAAGCACUGAACUCAAGGAAAAAAUAGAAGAAGUUAAGGCAAAAGAACAAAAGGAAAAAGAACAGAUUGUGAAAGAAGAUGAAAAAGGAAUUUUCAGUGUGGCUUGGUCAAAAGUACCGGAAGAAAAUUUAGAAGAAAAUGACAUAAUGCCUGAGAUUAUUACUACCUCGAACUCAGUUACCACGAGACCAACACAAGAAUCCUCUGGCACCACAACAAAAGUUUCACCCUAUCCAACACCUUCACUAACUUCGCCUGUUGUUCUGCCAGAUGGAAGGACUUCUGCUUAUGCGAGUAUUAUGCAGACAAUCAUGGUCCCUUCAAUUCAGCCACUCACUGACAUACCACUCAGUCCAUCCACUCCUGUUGUUGUUCCUGAAACCACAUUGUCUUCUGUAUCAACAUCUCCUACUGUACCUAGUCCACACAAACCACACAUUGUGUCAACUACUGAGCAUGCAGCUGUUUACUCCCGAGUGGCCUCACCAGAAACGAUAACGAAAGAUCCUAGCCCACCAAAGACUAUAAGUCAAUCAGCUGUAGGAAUGGAUGUAGAGGACAUUACCUCGGAAGAGAUAUUUGAGGCCCGCUUCAAAAAACGGGAGUCUUCCCUGACAAGAAGUUUAAAAUUUUUGACGCGAUCAAAGAAUGAGGGAAACUCCCAGAUAACGCCACCAGACGCAACAGAGUCAGGUGAGGUCAUAUACAGACCUGGUCCAUUGGGUGCACCACUGGAAUUUUCUCCAAGGAAACUGGAGGAGAAGUCCAAGUCAGUUCAGGACCUUCGUGAAGCUCAAAAGGACCAAGGUUUUAUGAGGAGGCUAUCAAUGCGGCUAAAGAGAACUCCAUCAACUGAGCGCAAGGGAGAAGAGACCAAAGAAGAAAAUUUAGGGCCCUCAAGACGUAGGCUAUCUUGGACACUUGGACGAAGAGGAUCACAAGAUAAGAAAGAAGUGGAGAUGACGCGCAUGGAUGGUGGAAGUAAUGUCUCUCUUCAAAAAGAGGAAAAGGAGCCAAAAAAGCCAAACGAAUCUCCGGUCUUAACAAUGCGUAGGAAGAUCGAGUCGACAGUAGCCGGCAUCUCAACCAGAAUUCGUAGCUAUUCUGAGGAAAGAAAAUCAUCAGAAGAGAGGGAGCCAAAGAAGACACCGAUUCUUUCCAUACUUCGUCGGGCAACAUCAGAGAACCGUGGAAUGAAGGGCACUAAUGUUCCGAGGAACCAGCUCGCAUCUCAGGCCACUAAUGGGGCUUCAUCUGAAUCAUUGGACUCCAUGUCCAGUUUAAAGUCAGACACAUUAAAGGGCAUUGAAGGGGAGGGAAGAUCUCGCUGGGAUCGAUGGGGUCUGACCAGAGGGAGACGAUCCAAGACUGUUUCACAACCUGAUAUUCCAACAGCUAUCUCCAGAGAAGCAAGUUCUUUAGCAUCACGUCAGUACUCUAGACUGGCUUCUGAUUUCCCUCCAGUUUUCCACAUCAAGCUAAGAGAUCACAUCCUUCUCGAGGGUGAUCCAGUCACACUCAGUUGUUUGCCUGCCGGGAGCCCACACCCACACAUCACCUGGAUGAAAGAUAAGAAACCUGUGGAGAUAGAUGAAAGGAUGAACAUGAUAGCCUGCCCUGAUGGCCGACAGCUUCUCAUGAUCAUGCAGACCACCAAAAAGGAUGCGGGGGUCUACGAAUGUGUUGCAACAAAUCCCAUAGCCUCUGUUUCUAGCUCUUGCACGAUCUCACUUGCACGGCUGCCAAACCAACCCGGAACGCCUGAGAUUCCUCAAAAGUACAACAACACAGCUUUGGUGCUGUGGAGACCCUCUGACACUAUUGCACCUUGCACAUAUUCUCUGGAGAGAAAAGCAGAGGGAGAGACAAACUUCUUGAUCGUGGCGACAGGGGUGGCCGACUGUUACUACAAUGUGGUGGAUUUACCAGCAGGGGGCCUCUUCAGAUUUAGGGUGGCUUGUGUUAAUAAGGCUGGUCAAGGCCCGUACAGCAACCUCUCUGAAGUAGUUCGCCUGGAUGCAUCAGAACCAGCUGAGUCCAGUGCAACAGUGGUUGUCAAGACUGCAGCUGCCUCGUCUCCUCAACCCCCUGUGGUGAUAAAGUCAUCCAUGACGAUCCCACCAAUGAAACCAGUUCCAAAUAAAGCUACGACACAGACGUUUUCCCAACACAUCUCUCCCUCCACUGCCGGUCCUGUCCCAUCUGAAAAAUCGGCUUCCCCAAAAAUCCCCCAGCCAACUAAGCAAGUUGAGUUGAACACUGCAGCUACAACAGCCUCGGUUAUUUCAGCCCCUUCUAAGCAAGCUCCUGCUCAGGCCAACACAAUUGUGCAAACUACAGCAGGCAAAACAAAGUCCAUCCUUAGCAUCAGUGUUGGCAAACCCCAAACCAAGCUGAAUCCCCCACCUGUUGUCCCACCGAAACCUCAGAAUCCAAAUAAGGCGUUUGUGUCUAUUAGCAAUACAACUCCCUCUCCCUCUCCUGUCCCCACCUCGGGCCCUGUCAUUGGAAAACCCAUCUCCUCUGUGCCGAUGUAUGCGCCGGCUGGAAGUACUCAUGGCAUACAACCUUCUCAAUCCACUUGCACAACAACGAUCACCACGCCCUCCGCUCCUGCUAGGACCAUCUUCCCACCUGUAGUUUUGGUGCAGAGCUUGACACCUGUGGCGCAGGGAGCGGAUAGCCGUGGUACCCCAUCUGGACGGGUCACCCCAGCGGGACGGGUAACACCCUCUGGUCGCAGGACGCCGCUUGGCAAGGCUGGAGAGGGAUAUCUACGCCAGGGAGUCCCACAAAAACCCUACACAUUCAUGGACGAAAAAGCAAGAGGACGCUUUGGUGUGGUUCGGGAGUGUCGGGAAAACGCCACAGGGAACCUUUUCAUGGCCAAGAUUGUACCUUACGAAGCUGAAAACAAGCAGGUGGUGCUGCAAGAAUAUGACAUCCUUAAGUCACUGCAUCACGACAGGAUCAUGGCACUGCACGAGGCUUACGUCACACCACGCUACCUGGUGCUUAUCUCUGAGUACUGCAGCGGGAAGGAGAUUCUGCAAAGCCUCAUAGACAGGUUGCGUUAUUCAGAAGAUGAUGUGGUCAGCUAUGUUGUGCAGAUCCUCCAGGGUUUGGACUACCUUCAUACUAGAAGAAUUCUCCACCUGGACAUCAAGCCUGAGAACAUUAUUGUCACGCACAUGAAUGUCAUCAAGAUCAUUGACUUUGGCAGCGCUCAGAACUUUAACCCACUUUUCCUCAAGCAGUUCAGCCCACCGGUUGGAACACUGGAGUACAUGUCUCCAGAGAUGUUGAAAGGGGAUGUGGUGGGACCUCCAGCUGACAUCUGGAGUGUGGGAGUAAUAACAUUCAUGAUGCUGAGUGGAAGGUCACCUUUCAUGGAAAAUGAUCCCCAGCAGACUGAAAUGAAGAUCCAGGCUGCAAAGUUUGACCUCUCUAAACUCUACCAAAAUGUGUCCCAAAGUGCCUCACUGUUCCUCAAAAAGAUCCUCUGUAGCUACCCUUGGGCUCGUGCCUCUAUCAAGGAAUGCUUGAGUAAUUCUUGGCUUCAAGAUGCCUACCUGAUGCGUCUUCGCAGGCAAACUCUGACCUUUACAACGGUGCGUCUCAAGGAAUUUUUGGCAGACCAGCAGCGCAGGCGAGAGGAACUGGCAACCAAACACAAAGUUCUGCUUCGAUCUUACCAGAGCUCUCCACAAACCCCGAGCAGUCCAGCCACACCGACUGUGCCAAAUUUCCCUGUUCCUCAUUAAAACCAGGCUUGCAAGUUGCCAGAAUGUGAACAACAAAAGCCGCCGGGUCAAGUAAACCCUUCAGGUCAAAGUUGUUGAACUUGGUUGACGAAUGGACAAAAAAAUGCCAAGCUGCAAAAUGCCUGAAUGCAUUUAUUUUUGAAAGGUACACUACGUUUGUAUCCUCCUGGAUGUUACCUCAAUGUUUGUAAAUUUGGAUGCAUUUUGGAUAAAUAUUCUUACAACUGGCUACACGUUCACACACAAUGAAAACACUCAAAAGGCCUCGAUUGAUUUCAUUCAAUUUCAACAUUGCUUUACUUCAAAUUUCCCUUUACUAACAACCGAGUGUCUAUACUACCAGUUUUUACACAGAAAAGAAGUGCUUUGGAGAUAUUCUGAGUUUUCAAAUUCUGUUCUAAAGCACAUGAAAUACAUUUGUGGAUGCGACACAAGGGCUACUCGGACAAGACUCCUAACAGUAAUUCGAUUUUCAAUCUCAGGAGAUUGAUUGAUUUAUACAUGGUGUAUUUCCAAAUAUUAUUCCACUCAACAGCAGGAGUCAAAAAACACCUUACAUAUUCAGUUUUCUCCGAGUGAAAUGUUCACACUCACUUAUAUCAGCCGCGGUUUGAGUAUAUUUAUCAGUUUAUUACCGGUCUCUGCAUUGUGAAAUUUGCAUGACAUGAUUCAAGAUAUACUUUGUUGUUUCUUCUAAAAUGAAUAAGUACAAGAAAAUACAUGACACAAGUGGUAUAUCGGAGUACAUAUUUGCCUUUGGCCGUUUUCACAGAAAUGCCAAAUACUCGGUUGGUUCCAGCUUACUUUGGCAAUCACUGCUAAUAUUUUGGUGUCAUCGAAUUAUUUCAUAAUGUUUGUAUGGUGUAUUUCUAAUAAUCGUUGUCUUGCAAAACGGUGUGAAAUAAAAAAAUAAAAAAUAGAAAGUAAUACAUUAUCUGAGGUUUAUUUUUGACUGAGAUUAUUUUAUGGUUCUAAAUAUUGUAACACUUUUGUUCGGUUAAUAUUGGCCUUUUUCUGCAGUAAUUUGACGUUUUGCUUCCGUGUAAAGUCACUAUAGGGAUAUGAUUAGACGGAAGAGAGCUCAGCAUGACAAUGUCAUUUUUUAAGUAACAUUUUACACGCCUGUGCAAGCAUAAAUGAUCCUACACAAGUAUACCCUGAAUACUCAGACAACAGGGUUUUUUUCUGAACUACGAUACCCAUUUUUGUAUACUAUCCUUGAUGUAUUUUGUGAAAAAUGUGUUGCAGUGAUGAAUGUCGCGUACACACACGAGGCCAUUCGUACCGUGCUGGUCUUAGGUGCGAUUCCUGCUCCCUCUACUGACGUUUGCAUUUGUACUUCAACCCGUUUGCCCCAUCCCUUCUACAGGAUAUAUCCCUGACCUUGUGGAUUAUUUCCGGUCUUAUUUCAAAUCAUUUAAAAUAUGCAACAUUUUCCAUUAACCACGUGCAAGAGGAGUGAUCACAUGAAUUAAAUGGCAUGUCGGUUUUUUUACGCACACAAAAAUAUGUGUGAGUCAUUUUGAGUCUUUGUAUUUUGUUUAUUUUGUAAAAAACAAAAACGUGUGGGCUAUCAUAAAUCAUUUGCAAAGAGCUAUCGGAAAACGGUCAUCCUUUGACUUCCAUGUCGUGGUCCAUAUAUUCCAAGUGAAAUAGGCCCAAGCGCGGUACGAUUGGCCAAUGUGAGUACGCCCUUAGUCUCAUAAAGAAAACAUUUUCUCAAUUUAAUGCAUUGUUUGCAAAUUUGGCUCAUGAAUGCGACUUCUCUGUCUGGUUCACAUUUGUUAAUUUAUUGAGUGACUGUUCUGCUUUUUAUUUUGUGAACUGUUUUGGCAUGGAUACGGGCAUGAAUGCAGGCUGUGCAAUAAAGAAAACAUGACAAAUAUAAUCUGUGGAACUGUUCUCCCACAGUAGACUGAAUAAACAGUA
Molecule: messenger RNA, 12781 nt
Organism: Entelurus aequoreus (snake pipefish)
Lineage: Eukaryota; Metazoa; Chordata; Actinopteri; Syngnathiformes; Syngnathidae
Gene: spegb
Product: striated muscle enriched protein kinase b
Exons: 41
Coding region: 284-10852 (3522 amino acids)
Biological process (GO): protein phosphorylation
Molecular function (GO): protein binding; protein kinase activity; ATP binding
Source: RefSeq, a predicted model, not a curated record